Molecule: messenger RNA, 3039 nt
Organism: Limulus polyphemus (Atlantic horseshoe crab)
Lineage: Eukaryota; Metazoa; Arthropoda; Merostomata; Xiphosura; Limulidae
Product: paramyosin-like
Exons: 16
Coding region: 152-2779 (875 amino acids)
Biological process (GO): peptidyl-threonine phosphorylation; actomyosin structure organization
Cellular component (GO): cytoskeleton; cytoplasm; myosin complex
Molecular function (GO): protein serine/threonine kinase activity
Source: RefSeq, a predicted model, not a curated record
UUGCAUCAGGGUUUUUACUCUAGCUCGACUGGUGUUGCUGGCUCGGAAAGCUCGAGCUUUUACAGGUUUUCCUCAGCUUGUGUCCGAGCAUCAGCAAACUUCUCAGGUUAUACGUUUCUCUUGUUAAAGAAAUUUACGUGAUCAGUCCAGGAUGUCGUUCACAAAGACAACUCGAAAUAUCUACAGAUCCAGCAGUGGCCAUGGUGAUUUCUCCAUUGAACAUGGUCUUGACAUGGGUGCCUUGACCCGCCUCGAGGAUAAAAUUCGUCUUCUUCAAGAUGAUUUAGAUGCAGAGCGUGAGCUUAGACAACGGGUUGAGCGGGAAAGGACUGAUUUAUCUGUUCAGCUGAUGCAAUAUGCCGAUCGACUGGAGGAAGCCGAAGGAAGCAGUGAAUCACAGAUCGAAAUGAAUAAAAAGCGAGAUGUAGAGCUGUCUAAGCUGCGAAAACUCUUGGAAGAUACGCAUUUGGAAAGUGAAGAAAAUGCCCAUUUACUCCGCAAGAAGCACCAAGAGGCCAUCGCAGACUUUCAGGACCAGCUCGAUGGUGUUCAGAAAGCUAAAGCUAAGAUUGAGCGAGAAAAGCAAAAGUUCCAAGCUGAGGUGUAUGAACUGUUGGCUGAGGUGGAGAGUGCAAACAAGGAUAAGCUUGCAUCACUGAAGACCGUGGAGAAACUCGAAUACAGCGUCCACGAACUGAACGUCCGUAUAGAGGAGCUGAAUCGAUCAUUAACUGAGGUGACGUCACAAAAGUCCCGCUUAAGCUCCGAAAACAUUGAGCUCAUCAACGAAGUUCAGGAGUAUAAGGUGUCUAUUGAGAAUAUCACUCAUAUCAAAACACAGCUGGCUACUCAACUUGAGGACACAAAACGCCACUUGGAGGACGAAGAAAGGAAACGAUCUUCUCUUGAGCAACAUGUUCAUACAGUAGAGAUGGAGCUUGAAUCUCUCAAGGUCCAGAUUGAAGAAGAAUCAGAAUUUCGCUUGGAGCUAGAGCGACAGCUAGCUAAAGCAAAUGGCGAAGCUUCCACGUGGAAGUCCAAGUAUGAGACUGAACUUCAAUCUCACCAUGAAGAGGUUGAGGAACUAAGACGUAAAAUGAUCGCCAAAACUGCUGAAUACGAAGAACAGUUGGAAUCCCUUCUGAACAAAUGCAGCAGCUUGGAGAAACAUAAGUCUAGACUACAGAGUGAAGUGGAAAUAUUAGUAAUGGACUUAGAAAAGGCUACUACGCAUGCUCAAAACCUUGAGAGGCAAGUGACUCAGCUCGAGAAAGUGAACAUUGACCUCAAGUCUAAGAACGAAGAGCUCACUGUGAUAGUGGAACAAACUCAGCGAGAACUGCGAAUUAAAAUCGCCGAUCUUCAAAAGUUUCAAUAUGAAUACGAUAAGCUGAAAGAGGUGAAAGAAAACCUUGUGCGAGAAAACAAAAAACUGGCGGAUGACUUGAAUGAUGUGAAGGCCCAUCUGAAUGAUGCCAAUCGCAGGAUUCACGAGAUGGAUCUGGAGAUUAAACGUCUGGAGAGCGAGAGGGAGGAGCUAAGUGCUGCCUACAAGGAGGCAGAGACUCUGAGGAAACAAGAAGAGGCUAGGGCUCAACGACUGUCCGCAGAAAUGACCCAGCUUAAGUAUGACUUCGAAAAGAGAUUGGCUCUGAAGGAAGAAGAAAUGGAAGCAUUGCGUAAACAGAAGGAGAUUGAAAUUGAGCACCUCAGUAUGAGGCUUGCUGAAGCUGAGGCUAAACUAAAGACAGAGGUCGCUCGUCUCAAAAAGAAGUACCAAGUACAGAUCACCGAACUGGAAAUGUCUCUUGAUGCUGCCAAUAAACAAAUGUUGGAUCUUCAGAAAACCAUCAAAAAACAAUCAAUGCAGAUCAUGGAACUCCAGUCUCAUUAUGACGAAACCCAUCGUCAGCUUCAACAAACCGUCGACCAGCUAGGAAUUGCUCAGAGGCGCUGUCAAGGUCUGCAAUCUGAACUGGACGAGAUAAGAGUGACUCUAGAGUCUGAAAUCCGGACGAAGAAGUCAUUGGAGCAAUCUCUGGAAGAAUCCCAUACUCGCAUUAACGAGCUAACCACUAUUAACGCGAACAUCACCUCCGCAAAAUCUAAGUUGGAAACCGAACUAACUGCCCUACAGGGUGAUUACGACUCAAUACAUAAGGACUUGCGGGCCGCCGACGAUCGUGCUAACCGGACCAUCACUGAACUGAAGGUGACCAAGGAGCGCCUGGUGGAACAACAUGAAAGAUAUGUCAAAAUUGAAAAUAUCAAAAAGUCCCUGGAAAUUGAAGUUCGCAACUAUCAGAUUCGAAUAGAAGAAGUGGAAGCUAAUGCUUUAGCCGGGGGAAAACGAGUUAUUGCCAAAUUAGAGACUAGGAUUCGUGAUGUGGAAAUUGAGCUGGAAGAAGAGAAGCGUAGACAUAUUGAAACCCAAAAGAUCCUGCGCAAAAAGGAAUACCGCUUGAAGGAGAUCCUGCUACAAACAGAAGAGGACCACAGAAACCUCAUUUUAAUGAACGAAGCUUUAGAUAAAGUCAACGAGCAGUGCAAGAUGUAUAAACGCCAGCUUGCUGAACAGGAAGGAAUGAGUCAACAGAACCUCACUCGCGUACGUCGUUUCCAGCGUGAGCUCGAAGCCGCCGAGGAGCGCGCUGACCAGGCUGAGAACAAUCUUUCUUUUAUCCGUGCAAAGCAUCGCUCAUGGGUAACAACCAGCCAGGUCCCUGGUGGAAUGAAACAAGUGUUUAUAUCGGAAGAACAAACCUCAACCCGAUACUAAAUUGUCGAGAAGUAGCGAAAAUUCCAUCUGUCGAAAUUACGUCAUUUUAUACGCAUGCGCAUAAAAUGUAAGAAAAACAGAAUAUCUGAGAGAUACAAUUACCCUAAGUGUGAAUUCAUGCAUGUUUUCCUAUUUGAAUUAUUUAAAUCUAGCUAUUUUAUUCCUUUUUUAAAUGUAAAUGUCUGUGAUUUGGAUAAAUAACCCAGCAGAACCUGCAGGUUUUUGCUUGUGUUAAGAAAUAAAGAUUUUAGCUUCUUAGA